UUUGGGCUUUACAACCUCAUUUUCACAAUUUCACGAUUUAAAAUAUCCCCAAAUCCCCAAUUCUCCCAAAUUGAAACCCUAAGUCUCAAAGUCACCCAAUUACCCAAGCCCCGUCGCCGUUCACCGUAUCGCCGCCUCGCCGUUCACCGUAUCGCCGCCUCGCCGGCAGCCCCGUCGCCGUGCAUUAAUUAGUAGAGAAUUGAAGAGUGAGAAGAUGGAAAAACCAUCUGUUAGCUAUGGAUAUGCUGAGAAAGCUAAGAAAGGGGAGGAUUUUUACUUGGUUAAAACUGAUUGUCAGAGAGUUCCUGGCAAUUCUGCUUCAACAUUUUCAGUUUUUGCUAUUUUUGAUGGGCAUCAUGGAAAUGCUGCUGCUAUAUACGCUAGGGAUAACUUACUGAAUCAUGUGUUAGCUGCGAUGCCUCGAGAGCUUGGUCGUGAUGAAUGGCUUCAUGCCUUACCUAGAGCACUAGGAGGGCAAUGUUUACUUUAGCCCUGUACGAUUACU
Messenger RNA from Chenopodium quinoa (quinoa), 505 nucleotides. Its product is annotated as probable protein phosphatase 2C 15. The record is from RefSeq and is a predicted model, not a curated record. NCBI's taxonomy places the organism in Eukaryota, Viridiplantae, Streptophyta, Magnoliopsida, Caryophyllales, Amaranthaceae. Bases 215 to 490 code for a protein of 91 amino acids. The transcript is spliced from 2 exons.